AUGGCAACAGGAAUUCCAUCUCAAACAGCACAACUCCAAAAACAAGCUAAUAUGUCUACCGAUUCUGCAUCAGAGGCGAAGAUCAAGGAGCUGGGAAUCCAGAGUAAAUUUGACGUCAAAGAAGGCGUGAAUCUUAGUGGAGAACAGAGAGUUAUUGUUGGAAGCAUCCUAGACCUCUUCGCCGGCACACCCACCCUCCCCAAACUAUCCCUCUGGCUCGACUCCGCCACCUUCUCCGACCCCCUAACCAAAGCCGAAGGCCGCAAACAAUACGCGGCCCAAUGGUACGGCCUCGCAGCCGCCUUCUCCAAAAUCGAGCAACUGCACACCCAGGUUACGUCCGCGGGGAACCCGAUUGAGAUGGAUUUGAAGACGAGGUAUACGGUUAAGGGCAUCGGGAAGGAGACCGAGAUUAAGAGUCUCAUUAAGAUUUGGACGAAAGAGGGGGGAAGCGGGCAGGGAUUGAGGGUCGAGAAGGUGGAGGAUCGGUGGGAUGGGGAGAUUCCUGAGGGGGCGUUUGCGAAGGUGUUUCGAAACUUGAAUAGUGUGGUUGUUCCGGCUUUUGUGAGUGUGCCGAAGAGUGAAGAAGAGGAGGCGAAGAAGUCGACUUAA
This is a messenger RNA of Mollisia scopiformis, 612 nucleotides long. RefSeq lists its product as uncharacterized. Lineage: Eukaryota; Fungi; Ascomycota; Leotiomycetes; Helotiales; Mollisiaceae. The transcript has 3 exons. The record is from RefSeq and is a predicted model, not a curated record. The coding region runs from base 1 to 612 and encodes 203 amino acids.